Dibothriocephalus latus is the source of this 507-nucleotide messenger RNA. The record is from the annotation of a GenBank genome assembly. Lineage: Eukaryota; Metazoa; Platyhelminthes; Cestoda; Diphyllobothriidea; Diphyllobothriidae.
AUGUUCUACGUGGAACACUUUUUCGAUCUAAAGGAGGUGGAGCACAGUUUGGAAACAGGCAAUACGAGCCAACCGGUCUGGUCUCGACAAAGGCGUGUCCUCCUGACUGCCGAUGACGCGGCGGUUUUUCACGAGGCCAAAUCUCAAUACUCUAGAUAUGAAUUUAUUGGCGGACUGAGAAACGGAAGUUCCAUUAAGAAUCGUGGAUCUAGCCAAGGCGUGUUUGACAUGAAUCUGGAUCUGCAUCUUUUGAUUGCGGCUGACUUCAUUGUCUGUGCAUACACUUCUAACUCAGUGGAUGAGAUGUAUUCAGCCCAAUUCACACAUAAGCGCUGGUGGAGAGCCAUUGCGGACUUUGAGCGAGAGGACGUGAAGCUGGGAGAUGAAGUUUCUAUCGAAUCAACCCAAUGGGAUGGAUUCGUGCAAGCGGAAUGGAAGUUGAACGGAACCCGCAAUAUUAAACUGCCGGCAUACCUAUUUCACGAGAUUGUUGAAACCAUCCUCUAA